AUGAGCUGGGGAUUUCUGCGGGAUCUGCUGAGUGGAGUGAAUAAAUAUUCAACAGGGAUCGGGAGAAUCUGGAUAGCAAUUGUGUUCAUAUUCCGCCUACUCGUUUACGUGGUGGCAGCCGAAAACGUCUGGAAAUACGAACACGACGAAUUUGAAUGCAACACCAAGCAGCCCGGCUGUGAAAACGUCUGCUUUGACCAUUUCUUCCCAGUCUCCCAGAUCAGGCUCUGGGCUCUGCAGUUGAUCCUGGUCUCCACUCCUUCGCUCUUGGUUGCUUUCCAUGUUGCCUAUCGAGAGAACAGGGAGAAGCGGCACAACCAGAAACUCUACAGGAGUCCGGGGGAAAUAGAUGGUGGAUUGCUGUGCACCUACCUCGUCAGCCUGGUUUUAAAGACAGGAUUUGAAAUAGUUUUUCUUUUUCUCUUCUACAAACUGUACAACGGAUUCAAAGUCCCACGACUUGUGAAAUGUGACAUGAGACCAUGUCCUAAUGCAGUGGACUGCUAUAUUUCCAAACCCACGGAGAAGAUGAUUUUCCUCUAUUUUCUGGUGGCAACGUCAGGUGUGUGCAUUUUAUUAAAUGUAAGCGAAUUGAGUUACCUUGUUUGCAAAUACUCCAUAAAAUGUUAUCUGAAGACGUUCAGCAAGAAACAACAAAGCGCAAGAAGCGAUUGCCACAAAUUAAGAACUGUUGGUCAUGGCAGAACAGCAGCUGCUGUUCACAAAUCCCCUUCCUUGCUUCUUAAUACACAAGAUAAACUUGAAAUAAAGCUGCCCGCUGACUUGAGAGAAGGCUAAAGAACACCUCUGCACUCUGCAAGCUGCUCUCGAGCAAUUUCUGUAUUCUGAUCAAUGCUUCACUGAACUGAAAGGGCAGGGAAAAUAUUUAGAUUGCUAUCUAGCAAAUACCCUUUCUCUAUUAGCUUUUUUUUUCUCCUUUAC
Messenger RNA from Nothoprocta perdicaria, 942 nucleotides. It is a transcript of the gene GJB7, whose product is annotated as gap junction protein beta 7. Lineage: Eukaryota; Metazoa; Chordata; Aves; Tinamiformes; Tinamidae. The record is from RefSeq and is a predicted model, not a curated record. Gene Ontology annotation, cellular component: connexin complex. The transcript has a single exon. Bases 1 to 798 code for a protein of 265 amino acids. Gene Ontology annotation, biological process: cell communication.